AUGCUGCUGGCCAAGAAAGUGCGCGUCUAUCAUCUCUACGGUUUGACGGAAGCAGGAGCGCUGAUGGAAGCAUGGGCACCAGAUUUUCGGUGGGUCACUCCACUGGCGCAUGCAGCGCCGUUUUUAAAAUUCGAGCCUGUUGGCGAAGAUGGCUUCCACCUUGUCGUGAUGCCAGGACUUUCCGCCAAGGUAUAUUCCAACCGCGAAGAUGGGUCGUACGCCACGAAAGAUGUCUUUCGACCCCAUCCGUCUGAGCCAGGGCUAUGGAGGUUCGUGGCCAGGCAGGACGACAUUAUUGUGCUGAUGAAUGGAGAAAAGGCGGAUCCCACGCCGUUAGAAGAGGCCGUGUCGCGGAACCCCCAUGUGCGCGCAGCGGUCGUGUUCGGGGCUGAGCGAGACUCGCUGGGCAUGAUUGUGAUCGCGUCUGAUGCUGCCAAAGCCAAGAUGCUGAAGAAGCAGGACAUCCUGGAUAGUAUUGCCCCCGAUCUGGACUUGGGCAACUCUCGUGUGCCUGGAUAUGCACGAAUAUCUCGCGAGGCCGUCGUCAUCAAGGACACAGGCACGCCGUUCCCUUGUACCGACAAGGCUACCGUCAUCAAACCUCGCUUUCUGCAAACAUUCGCCGCAGACAUCGAAGAUUACUAUCAGAAACGAGCGCGAGCACAUGCAACCAACGAGGCGGCCGAGGUGCCCGAUGACCAGGUCUUAUCCACAGUGCGGCAUAUCGUUGUCACUGCCUUGAAUAUGUCUGUGGCAGACGUAGACGAUGAGGCUGACUUGUUCGCGCUGGGAAUGGACUCAUUGCAGGCCUCCAACGUGCGGUCCAGUCUUGUGAAGAACAUCAACCUACGCAGUGCCAGUGCCACGCUCGCCACCAACGUCGUCUUCGAACAAGCCAACAUCGCUCGACUGGCUCGCCAUCUGCUUGACCUUCGACAAGGCCUCUCUACCCAACAAGAUGCCCCUGAGGCGCUCGCCCAGGCACUGCUGGCUAAGUACUCGCACUUCUCCGAUUCCCCCUCUCGCAUUCCCUCUUCCCUAGGCGCAGGCACGUGCACAGGCACAGUCACUGGGGGGCUCCUUUGCGUGCUGCUCACCGGCGCCACAGGCGCAGUCGGCGCCCACUUGCUGCGCAACCUCGUCAUCAACCCCACCGUCUCCCAAAUCUACUGUCCUGUUCGCGCUCCAGACUCGUCCACUGCACGCACUCGCAUCCUCUCGGCCCUCGAGCACGCCCGUCUCCUCCCCCUUGACCCCACCAUCCACCUCCCCAAAAUCGUUGCUGUCCCCUGCGACUUCGCAGCGUUAGAUCUCGGUCUUCCCGCCAGUCUCGUCGCACAAUUCUCCUCGACCCUCACACACAUCAUCCACAACGCCUGGUCCGUCAACUUCAACCACUCGCUCCGCAGCUUCGAAACACACUCCCUUCGCUCGACUCACUUUCUCCUCAACCUCGCUGCCUCGUCUAUCCGCUGGCCCAAACCCACUGUGACCUUUGUCUCCAGCAUCGCCGCGGCCCUGUGUGCCGAGCCCGCCGACGCCAUCCCCGAGAUCCUGCACCCGUGGUCUACCGUUGCCGAGAUGGGCUACGCGCAGAGCAAGUGGGUGGCCGAGCAUAUGGUCGCCGCAGCCGCCGAGCAGGCCCGAGUUCCAGCUCGCGUUGUGAGGCUGGGGCAGGUGUGUGGGGAUACCGAGUGGGGAGUGUGGAAUCCGGCCGAAGCGUUCCCGGUCACAGUGCAGGCUGCCUGCACGAUUGGUGCGUUGCCAGUAGUCGAGAGUGAGUAUGGCGACGAGGAGGAGAGCUGGUUGCCGGUGGAUGUGGCGGCAAAGGCGUUGGCGCAGGUGGCAUUGGCAGCUGAGCAAAACGGAGCGAGGUUUCAUGUGCUGCAUGUCGUCAACGAGGCACGCAUCCUCUGGAAUGCACAGUUCCUGACUUACCUGAAGAAACACGGGCUGGAAUUUGAGGCGGUGCCGCAGAAAGAAUGGGUGCGCAGGCUAGAAGCCUCGGAGCAGGAUGUGCAGCUCAACCCGCCUUUCAAACUACUCGCAUUCUUCAAGACGAGAUAUGCAUCCUCCAGUGGAGCCUCGCAGCCAAAAUUCGACACCGCCCAGGCGAGGAAGUGGGCACCUUGCUUGAAAGGUGGAGUAGACAUCAGCCAGGAAUUAGUUGGGAAAUUCCUCCGAUACUGGACGCAGGAAGCGUGGGCAAAGAAGCCUCAAGAUAAACUACUACGUCUACACACGUAA
Messenger RNA from Ascochyta rabiei, 2247 nucleotides. RefSeq lists its product as uncharacterized. The coding region runs from base 1 to 2247 and encodes 748 amino acids. The record is from RefSeq and is a predicted model, not a curated record. Gene Ontology annotation, molecular function: phosphopantetheine binding. The transcript has a single exon. Lineage: Eukaryota; Fungi; Ascomycota; Dothideomycetes; Pleosporales; Didymellaceae.